AACAAAUAUAAAUGUAAAAUAUUAAAAGUAAAGUUUAUACAUUAUUGAGCAUUUUCGUUUAUUGACACAUCACAAGGCCAACAAAGCCCAAGGCAAAAAUUGUAAAAAAUAUUGUGUUCGACUUCGCGAAACAAAAGCCUUUCGAUGAGAAUGGUACGCCCAAAUCGUCGCAAGGGAAUCGAGGAGGUUUAUGGAUCCAAGAUGGAUGCAUUGCAUCCGGUAAAAUCAGUGGCAAUAUCCCAUGCAGGUAUGACCAAAACAACCACAAUGCGAGCUGAAAGAUCGGGUCCGGGUGGUGGUGUUGGCGGUGGAGGAACCAUUAGCUCCCGGCAACAGGAUUCUCGCACGCAGCGCAGUUUUGUAACCGAAAACGAUUACUAUAUCACGACCAAUCUUCCGCUAACGGCGGCUAAUUUGCGGAAUGCCCCCAGCUCGAUGACGCAGGCAUCGCCAUCGCAGAUGAUUCCCGGUCACGCCCAGCCGUCGCCCUAUAAUGCCAUGUCCUCGAGGCGAAACAAUAUGGCCAACAAGGCCAGUGCCCGUCAGCCGCCGAUGAACAAGAUUGUGCAUUUUGGCCAAGCCGAGAGCAAGAUGAACAAUAGUGGCUAUAAUAUGUCCAAGCCAAAGGACGGUUAUCGAAUGCAGCAUCACGGAAAGGGAAAUACCCAGAGAAGCAACUAUCCCAUGGAUGAAAGUGCCGAGUUUUCCGACAAGGAGCUAAUGCCUCAGCAGGGAAAUAUGGGAAAUAUGCGUCGUCACAAUCAGCAUCAUGCUCAUCAGAUGCAAAUGCUAUCCGGGGGAAUGCAUCAUUCUCAGCAGCAUCCACUGCAGCAUCAGCUCCAUCAGCAGCAGUUGUCCAACCACAGCCACCUCAAGCAGCAGCAGCAGCAACAGCAGCACCACCAACAUCCGCAUCCCCAGCAUCCGCAUCAGAAGCACUUGCGUGGACGACAGCCGAUCCCGACGAGCAAGCUGCACGUGAGUACAGCCGAUGACGAUGAGGAGAAGGACGACGAUCCCGAGGAGUUCUUCGAGCUGAUUCGCCAAACCGUUCAAACGGCCGUAGGAAAUACCAUUUCGGAUGCUCUAGUCAAGAACUUUCGGGAUCUGAGCCAUAAAAUCGAUAGGUUCUCGGGCGAAUUGAAGCAAACAAACGAAAGCCUGGACAAACUGCAGGAACAAGUCAACAGCAAAGUAGCGUUCUACGGCGAGGAGAACUCCCGUCACUUCCGCUACUUGUGCAUGAAGUCCGAUUACGAUAAAAUGUUCUAUCAGCAUCAAUCGCUGAUGAAUGGCAAGCCAAAUCCAGACAUGGCCAAUCUCUCGAAGGCGAAUUUAGCUGCUGCAGCAUCGGCCAGCAAAAACUUGGGAUGCAAACCAUCUGAGAAUUUGAGGCAUAAAGGGGGGAAAGGGGCAAAAAAUCAUGGCAAAGUUUCCAGUGGCACAAAGAAAGAUCACAUCGAGACGCAGAAGAGUACCGGUGCCUAUCAUACCAAUCCAAAGCUUCAGCAGUCGAGUAUUAUAGGUAACAAAACAUCUUCGGAUCACAGUUUAGAUAUAAAAUCCUCUGACAUGGGCGUUCGCGUCGUCCUGGAUCACAUUCAACGCUACUGCAAUCAGGUGCAGCUGAGGGAAAUGGGUGGCCAAAUGGCUGCUGAUCAGCUGCCCAGUUUAGAGGACAUUUUGAUAUCUAAGAAAAUGUCCAACGCAGGAUCUUGUGAGCAGGGAGCUAAGAGUUCCCGCAACAUUGCAGGUUGUCAGGGUGAUAAAAAGGACGAAGACACCGAUGGCGGAACUCCUAUAGACAGUAUGGAUGAGACUUACACUGAAGUUGAUGACAUCCAGUUCUCCUCGGACAUCUCGACCUGCAGCGAUGAUGACGAUUGCGGUCUCAAGUAUCCAAAUGGAGCAAUCACAACCCGGGCCAAACCCAAAUCGAAUCGAAGGGCGGCCAACAAGGGUGCCGGAGAUGGUCAGUAAAGUUAAUGAGCUAUACAUAGAUUAAUAUUUAUAACCCGGAUUAGACAAUUCAAUUGACAUUGAGGGAUAAGCUACCCUUUGCAAGUAAUCAUUAAACUUAUUUUAUUAUUUUAUUUGGAAUGCCAUAAAAUCCUAACGUAAAACACCAAAAAUAGUGAUCACAGAUUUUGGAAACAUAUCAAAAACCAAGUAUGGCUCGUAUCGUGCGUACAAGUAUUUAUGUAAUUUAUUUUAGGGAUCAUGAAUAUAUACGUUCCAAAUUUA
Messenger RNA from Drosophila eugracilis, 2244 nucleotides. Its product is annotated as myb-like protein Q. The transcript has 3 exons. The coding region runs from base 145 to 1980 and encodes 611 amino acids. The record is from RefSeq and is a predicted model, not a curated record. NCBI's taxonomy places the organism in Eukaryota, Metazoa, Arthropoda, Insecta, Diptera, Drosophilidae.